GCUGUCGCUUCUCUCUCAUCAGCACAGCAGACCCCAAACCUCACUGCCGCCCUCAACAGCACUGAGGAGCUGUCCAUCCUCAAUAGCUUGCUAGGCGAGAACCCAGAUUUGGUUGCAACUCUUGCCAAUGCCUCCAACAUUACGAUCUUCGCGCCUAGAAACUCUGCUCUCCAGCCAUUGGCUCAAAAUGAGGAAUUCACCGCAUUGCAAGCCAUGCCAGGCUACCUCGCUGCGUUCUUGAGCUACCACGUCUUCAAUGGCACUGUCUACGCUGCCAACAUCUCCGAAACACCAAUAUUCCCCCACUCUCUGCUCACCAACGAGUCCUUCACCAAUGUAACUGGUGGCCAAGUCGCAAAAGUACGAGCACAAGAUGACACUGUCACGGUCUCCUCUGGCCUCGGCUUCACUGCAAAUGUAACCACGGCCGACGUUAAUAUCACCAAUGGUGUUGUCCACAUCGUCGACAACAUUCUGUAUAUCCCACCAAACGCAUCUACUGUUGCACUUGCUGCCGGCCUUACUGCUCUUGCUGGCGCGCUUGAGGCUACCAACCUGACUGACACCAUUGAUUCGGCCACUGACAUCACCAUCUUUGCACCAGCGAAUGAGGCUUUCGAGGCCAUCGGCUCUGCACUUAGCAACCUGACUGCUGAGCAGGCUGCUGCAAUCCUCCAAUACCACGUUAUCAACGGCACCGUCGCAUACUCUAGCCUUCUGUCCAACGGCACCAGCGUCGACUCCUCUUCUGGUCAGCCAUUGAAUAUCACCAUCGAUGAUGGUGAAGUGUUCGUCAACCAGGCCCGCGUCAUUGCCGCCGACGUUCUCCUUGCCAACGGUGUGCUUCACGUCAUUGACUCCGUCCUGAACCCCAACUCCACCCUCGCCGCCAACCCAGAUGACGACAACCCAGUUGUUGCCUACUCUGGCGCCAGCUCAGGCAUGGUUCCAUACACCUCCGGCGUUCCCACUCCAACUGGCACCAGCAUGAUCGUUACCACAACGGACGCGGUCGCCGAGGGAUACACUACUGCCCCAAGUGAUGCGCUUAGCUCUGCGAGCCAAUCUGCAGCUGAUGCUACCUCCUCCGCAGGUGCCGCUCAAGUCACUGGUGCUAUCGGUGCUGCUGCACUUUUCGGUGGUGCUGCU
This is a messenger RNA of Pseudocercospora fijiensis CIRAD86, 1149 nucleotides long. RefSeq lists its product as uncharacterized. The annotation marks the transcript as partial. Gene Ontology annotation, biological process: macroautophagy. Lineage: Eukaryota; Fungi; Ascomycota; Dothideomycetes; Mycosphaerellales; Mycosphaerellaceae. The transcript is spliced from 3 exons. Gene Ontology annotation, cellular component: fungal-type vacuole membrane. The record is from RefSeq and is a predicted model, not a curated record.